Brassica napus (rape) is the source of this 2236-nucleotide messenger RNA. Its product is annotated as probable serine/threonine-protein kinase DDB_G0282963. NCBI's taxonomy places the organism in Eukaryota, Viridiplantae, Streptophyta, Magnoliopsida, Brassicales, Brassicaceae. The transcript is spliced from 3 exons. The record is from RefSeq and is a predicted model, not a curated record. Gene Ontology annotation, biological process: protein phosphorylation. Gene Ontology annotation, molecular function: ATP binding; protein kinase activity. The coding region runs from base 173 to 2008 and encodes 611 amino acids.
CCGUCUCAAAAAUCGUACUUGUCUCACAUAAAUGCAGUCGUACUCUCUUUCACUUAACGCUCAAACGAAGAUGAAAUCUGAAAAAAAAAAAAUAUCUGAAAUCUGAAGCAACACACACUCCAUCUCUCAUAGCUCUACAGUCAUUGCCUAAGAGUAACGAACACCUUACACAAUGGCUGCAGCUCUGGAGUGCUGGUCAAGCCGCGCCGGAGCCGGAGACGCUCUCGACGACGAUCUAGUGGAUCAGGUCCUCAUGCGCACUCACGACAGGUCCGAGUCGCUCAUCACCUCUCCCCCCGAGACGGCUCUGAACGUCGAAGGAUCCGCGCCGGUUCUCGAUCAGAGCUCGUCCGCUAUGCAGAAGCGGUUUCAGCGUCUCAGCCGCAACGUGUCCGGCGCGAUUGCGUCGCUUAAGAACUCGCUCAGUCUCGAUUCAGCUCGGGACAACAACAACCAGAGCGGCGGCGGCGGAGGAGGAGGAGGAGGAGGUCCGUCUCCGAGAGCGGAUGUCGGCGGCGGGAGGAAGCUACUGUGGGCUACUGUAGUGAGGAACCUCGCGAAGAUGUAUCCUGGGAGUCAGUUACCGGAGAAGCUCGUUUCGAAUCUAAAGAAGCAUUACGAUUCCUUGCCUUUCAGUUAUAGUCAGGCUGGUUUCGAUAUGAAGGAAGUCUUUCUACACGUGAAGCUGAUAGAGCAAGCUUCUGGAGAUGAUAAUCCCGUCUUUAUGAUUCAAGAAGUGUCUAGUGAAGGAGCUCGAGGCUCAGUUCUCAGGCUCACGUUCGCUUGUAACUCUUCUCUUUCGUGGUCAACCAUGUCGGGGGCUCUUGAUGGUGCUUCGAUUAGCUGCAAGAAGAUACAGAUCUUUGAGAAGAAAGGGUUGACUCUCGGUGUUGUUCUUCUUCUGGACCAGUCUGGACAAGAGAGUUUGUUUAAAAUUCGUGUAGAGAACGCCCUCAAGUCUGUGACUAGAAAGCCAAGACCGACUUCGACUUCCGUUAAGCUCCCUUUCGGGCUUUGUGGCUGUCAAGAGCAGAACGGUGGUGUAGGGGAACUUGGUGGUGUUGAAGAAGAGUCCAUUCAACAUGGUAAUAGGCUAGGGGUAGAGAGUAUGAACAGUGUGAUCCAGCUUCAAGUUCCACUUCCGAGUUCUUCGUUUGCUGUAUCAGUAGAUGAAUGGCAGACCAUACAAUCAGGUGGGAGUGCGAUCGGAAAAUGGCUGUUGAGUUCCGAUAGUUUUGAGUUUGGUGAUCAGAUUGGACCGAGUUCUUUCAAAGGAAUCUUCCGAGGGAAAAGGGUGGCAAUCGAGAAACUAAAAGGUUGUGAUAAGGGGAACUCAUACGAGUUUGAGAUCCGGAAAGAUUUCUUGGAGCUGAUGACGUGUGGACACAAGAGCAUUCUGCAGUUUUACGGCGUCUGCAUCGACGAGAAUCAUGGAUUAUGCGUUGUGACGAAACUGAUGGAAGGCGGGUCACUCCAUGAACUGAUGUUGAAGAACAAGAAGCCUCAAACCAAGCAGAUAAUGCGGAUCGCUGUUGACAUAGCCGAAGGGCUGAAGUUUGUGAAUGAUCAUGGUGUUGCGUAUAGGGAUCUUAACGCACAAAGAAUACUGCUGGAUAAACAUGGCAACGCAUGUUUGGGGGAUAUUGGAAUAGUUACAGCUUGUAAGAGCUUUGGCGAGGCCGUAGAGUACGAAACUGAUGGCUAUCGGUGGCUUGCACCUGAGAUUAUAGCUGGUGACCCGGAGAACACAACAGAGACUUGGAUGAGCAAUGCUUAUAGUUUCGGGAUGGUGCUGUGGGAGAUGGUAACAGGAGAGGCUGCUUACGCCUCUUGCUCGCCUGUGCAGGCGGCUGUUGGGAUAGCCGCUUGUGGCCUAAGACCGGAGAUCCCAAAGGAGUGCCCUCAAGCUCUCAGAACUCUGAUGAUCAAUUGCUGGAACAACUCUCCCUCCAAACGCCCCAACUUCUCCGAUAUACAUAGCUCGUUGCUCCGCGCCAUGUCACGCUAAGUUUUUUUUUUUUUUUUGUAUUUGGUAAGGUCAUAUUGUAUAUCCAGACUGUAACACUAAAAAGUCGUAAGUAACUAGUAUUGUAUCCAUCAUAAUAGUGAUAUGAUAAUGAAUGGGUUGGAAAGAGACAAGGACAUAAAGGGGUUCUGUAAGUUUGGUUUGACACGGCCUCUUUGGUCUGUUUUAGGCCGAAGCUCUUUAUAUGAAAGGACAAUAUCAUCUUGCUCA